Tympanuchus pallidicinctus (lesser prairie-chicken) is the source of this 9569-nucleotide messenger RNA. RefSeq names its product steroid sulfatase (gene STS). The transcript has 12 exons. The record is from RefSeq and is a predicted model, not a curated record. NCBI's taxonomy places the organism in Eukaryota, Metazoa, Chordata, Aves, Galliformes, Phasianidae. The coding region runs from base 415 to 2217 and encodes 600 amino acids. Gene Ontology annotation, molecular function: arylsulfatase activity.
UUGUAUAACAACACACUGUGGGUUUUUUUUCAGUGUUGUCCUUCUCUUUUCCUCUCCACCCUUCUGCUCACGUGACUGGACUUUACACUCAUUUACUGAUAAUACGAGCACAGCCAUCUUGUUUGUAAGCCAGAGGCAGAAACAGAAACAAUUCUGUGCUGCAAGGGUGCCCUUGACGUGGAUUUUAGGAAGUACAAACCUGUAUUUGGGUGUUCAGUCCCUGUCAGACUAGCAGCUGAGGCUGUUCUAAUACCUGGAGAACCACAGUAGCCAGUGGGGGAAGCACUUCAUAUUGUUGCCUGGUGGAAACCUUACUUGGCGGGGAGAGAAGUCAAGCAGGGAGGAACAGCAGCAGCAGCAGCAGUAGUGAUGGAGCAUUAGUGGAAACAGCAGCACCUGGGCAAGCAGAACUGAAUGAAACAAGCAGCUGCAUCCAAGAGGAAGAAGAUGGGACUUCUUUUAUUUUUAAUGAUUUUGCAGUGUGCCAUAAAUAAUGUCAAUACCUACAGUGUUUCAAAUCCCAAUGUCGUUUUACUGAUAGCUGAUGAUCUUGGUAUUGGAGACCUGGGAUGUUAUGGGAACAAAACUUUAAGAACACCUAAUAUUGACAGGCUAGCAAAAGAAGGAGUGACACUUACUCAGCAUUUAGCUGCAUCACCACUAUGUACUCCAAGCAGGGCAGCUUUCCUGACAGGGAGAUACCCUAUCAGAUCAGGAAUGGCUGCUUUUUCACGAGUUGGUGUCUUCCUAUUUUCUGCUUCUUCUGGUGGACUUCCUUCUGAAGAAAUAACAUUUUCCAAACUCCUGAAGCAAAGAGGUUAUGCAACAGCUCUAAUAGGAAAGUGGCAUCUUGGGAUGAACUGUGAAAGCAACAAUGACUUCUGUCACCACCCCCUCAGUCAUGGAUUUGAUUACUUUUAUGGGCUUACUGUGACCAACCUUAGAGACUGCAAGCCUGGCCAAGGCAGCGUGUUUUUAAAAGGGGUUCAGAGGUACCUUGUCAUCCUAAUCCAAAUCCUUGGAGUCACCGUGGUCUCAUUGGCAGUAGUGCAUUAUAUUGGCUUCUUCAAAGUACCUUUCCAAGCACUAGGCAUCUGUCUGUUAAUAACCUGUAUUUCACUUGCAGUUUUGAUUUUUUUCUUUUAUCAUUUCCGACACCUGAACUGCUUUUUAAUGAGGGACCAUCAGAUAAUCCAGCAGCCAUUAUCCUAUGAGAAUCUUACUCAGAGGCUGACAACAGAAGCUGUACGGUUUAUAGAAAGGAACCAUAAUGCACCAUUUCUUCUUGUCCUGUCUUAUCUUCAUGUCCAUACUGCUCUAUAUGCUUCAAAAAUGUUCAGAGGAAAAAGCAGGCAUGGAUUAUAUGGAGAUGCUGUGGAAGAAAUGGAUUGGAGUGUAGGACAGAUUCUGGAUGUGCUGGAGAAUUAUAAUCUGAGCAACAGAUCUCUUGUAUACUUUUCAUCUGACCAAGGGGCUCAUAUUGAAGAAAUCUCUAGUUCUGGAGAAGUCCAUGGAGGUUGCAACGGUAUAUAUAAAGGUGGAAAAUCAACUAACUGGGAAGGAGGUAUUCGUGUGCCAGGGCUUCUCCGUUGGCCUGGAGUGAUUCAGGCUGGCACUUAUGUUGAUGAUCCAACGAGUAACAUGGAUAUUUUUCCUACCAUUGUCAAACUAGCUGGGGCACAGUUGCCCUAUGACAGAAUUAUUGAUGGACAUGAUCUGAUGCCUUUACUUCAAGGAAAAGUUAUGCGGUCGAAGCAUGAAUUUCUCUUCCAUUACUGUAAUGCAUAUUUAAAUGCAGUGCGCUGGCAUCCAGGAAACAGUGAAUCCGUCUGGAAAGUCUUUUUCUUCACUCCAAACUUCACUCCUGAGGAUUCCAAUGGUUGCUAUGACUCUCAUGUUUGCUUUUGCUAUGGAGGUUUCAUCACACACCAUGAUCCCCCACUGCUCUUCGAUCUCUCCAGGGACCCUGAAGAGAAAGUCCCACUGACCCCAGAAACAGAGACCCGGUUCUAUGAAAUUCUCAGUGUCAUACAGCGAGCAGUGGAUAACCACACCAGAUCGCUUCAAGUUGUCUCUGACCAGCUGUCCUGGAACAAUCUUGUCUGGAAGCCAUGGCUACAGCUGUGUUGCUCAUCCUUCUUUCAGUUUUGCUACUGUGACUAUGACUCAGAAAACAGCCUGUCAGAGGUUGCUAGUGGAAGGUCAUUCUUGUGUUAAUUCUAAGCAACAAGGUUAAACAAAUAGAUUCCCCCACACUCAGAUGUGCUGAAACAGAAGAUCUCAGGGGUAGUUUCAGAAAAAUUCAGAGUCUUGAAGUCCCACUGGAUUCUGGGACAAAGGACAACUUCCAUGGUCAUCAAGAACUUCUGUGAUAAGUCUUCGACCAUUCCUUAAAUAAAAUGAAAGAAAUGUUUAAAUUUGAUUUCAUCAAACUAUGGUGGUCAGUGUUUUAAUAGGCUAAUAGUAUUAUAAUAGACAAAAUACAUUUGGGGGCAGAUACAUCUUAAUUUAAUAGAGUUGAUGAUUGAGAUGAAGAAAGUACUCAUUACUUCACCUACAUGAACAAUAUUUUAUGUUUGGAUCAGUGGCUAUUUGAAUUUUCUUCUAUAUUUAUCUGAAUGGAAGACAUUAACAGUAACAGAUUCAGAUUUUAUGAACUCACUGCUCUGAUCUAGGACUGAAAAUACAAUAUAUGCAUCUUUUUGUAAUUUUGUUUAAAAAAACAUCUGUGCUUAGGGACACAGACUUUUGUCUUGAUAUGAAUAUCUGAGUCACUAAGUCCAUUUUCUGAUUUAUCCCCCCCUCUUUAACCUUGCUCUUUGUUUACUUUCAUUCCAAUGCAACAUCAUGACCCUAAGCACCUUUGAAAAAUGUAAUUUUGUAAAAUUCUGAACACUACUAAAAAGGAACUUCUGAAUAGAAUAGCAAAUAAUUUUGCUUAGCAACAUAAAUUAACCAUUGUUUGGUUCUGUGCGAUAAAAGUUGAAUAGUAAAACAGUAGUCAGGUUAGCUCACUAAAAAAAUCUAAUUCUGUUAUUCCUCAAUUAUGCUGAUAUCUAAGUACAGCUCUAACAAAAAAUGAGGUACAUUAACAAAGUAUCUGACAUACACAACACAUAAACAACAUUUUUUCUCAGGAAUGCUAAAAGCAUACACUGAACUCUAUUUUUAUGAAUUAUUGUCACUGUAGCUACUAUAGAGCACAGACAAGUGAUGAAACACAAUAUAUCCAAGAAGUAAUAGUUCCAAAGGAAGAUGCACAUUUUCUUUGACAGAAACAAAAGAUAACUGUCUCACUUAAUGUUUGUUCCAGUAUCUAACAGUUCUUAAUAAAAGGAUGGACAUAUAUAGAUAAAAAAGGGAUAUUCCAUAAGGCAAGAACAAAUGUAGGUAUUUCUAAACCUUCAUUGUGGGAAUCUUUUUUGGAACGUAAAAUAGUGGAAAAAGUUCAGAGUUUAAGCAGCAUACUCUCCAUUCUUAUGCAUUAUUAACUGUUUUUAAAAAAGUAGCAUGUCCAUGUCAACAUCUAUUAGAACAAUUGAAGCACGUUAAUCUGUUUAAGGACUGUCAUAUCAUGAAGCCUACCCAAAGCAACUGAUUGUUUAGAAGAGAUAAUUCGCAAUUUUUAGUGGGCUGUUUACAAGUUCCACUAAUCAUCUUAGAUGAGAAUCAUGCCUGAUGAUUACAUCCCCCAACAAUGGUUAUUUUGUCCACGUUUCAAUAUUCAUUUGCUUUUUAUUAUUUCUAAUAGAAAUUAAUUGGAAUAAAUGUGUGUCAAACAGUUUAGAAGUCAAUAACCUGAUUUUUGCCAAACAAUUAAUUUCAGUUUCACAGAAAUGUCUCUCCAUAUUUUUCACCUGGUUUUGCCCCGUGGUCUCAUUUUGCAAUGUAUGAAAGUCAUUAUCUGCCUAUAAACCCUGGUUGUAAAAGGCUAGAGUACAGCAAAAAGAAUUUAUUCAAAUUUUAGGGAAAAAAAAAAAAAAAAGUCAUAAACAUGAUAGUUGUUAAGAUGUAAAUGGUUUAUAACUCACCAAUUAACAGCUACAUUCCACUGAAUAUGUUGAGCACAUUGUGUGUGGUAUGAAGAUACGGUGAUUUGAAAAGUAGUUACAACGCUUACAGAAAAUACAUUUUCAGUUAACCACAUGGCCCAUAGGACUUAGUCUAGUAUUAGAUAUAGGACUCCUAAGUCCUUAUCAGCAGGGCUGCUAGCAAGGAUUACUUCUCCCAGUCUGUAUACAUAUUUGGGAUUACCCCAAUCUAAGUGCAACACCUUGCACUUUGCUCUGUUGAACCUCAUUAGGUUCACAAGAGCCCACCUUUCUAGUUUAUUAAGGUCCCUGCGGGUGGCAUCCCUUCCUUCUGCUGUACUAACUGUAUUGCUCAGCUUGGUGUCAUGAGCAAACUUGCUGUGCAUGCACUCAAUCCUGUCAUCUAAGUCACUGAUAAAGAUGGUAAAGAGUAUCAGUCCCAAAAUGGACUUCAGAGGGACACCACUUGUUACCUGUACGCAGAGCCACUGACCCCAACACUCUGGCUGCAACUUUCCAGCUAAUUCCUUAUCCACCAAAUAGUCCACCCUUCAAAUCCGUGUAUCUCCAAUUGAGAGAUAAGGACAUGGUGAGGGACUAUAUAAAAGGCCUUCUAGAAGUUCAGGUAGAUGACAUCACUUACCUUCCCUUUGUCCACUGAUGCCAUCUUUCCAUAUAGAAGACCAUCAGAUUGGUCAGGCAUGACCUUUCCUUGGUGAAGCCAUGCUGGCUGUCUCAGAUCACUCACUUGUCCCUCAUGUGUCUUAACAUGUCUUCCAGGAGGUUCUGUUCCAUGAUCUUCCCAGGCACUGAGGUGAGAAUCACUGACGUAUAGUUUCCCAGGUCCUCCGUCCUCCAUUUCUGGUAAGUAUGAGUGAUGUCUUCCUUUUUCCAGUCCCCAGGAACUUUGCCCGAUAGUCAUGAUUUUUCAAAUAUGAUGCAUCUUGGCCACCACAUCAGAAAGCUCCCUUAGACCCUGGGAUGCGUAUCACCUGGCCUUGUGGACUUGUACAUAUUCUGCCUCGUGAGGCAGUCUCAGACUUGUUCUGCCCUUACAGUGAAGGGAAGUUUGCUUCCCCCGUUCCCAUCUGAGGUUCAGAUCCAGGGAUGCAAGGUUCAUGGAUGUGAGAAUCCUGGCUGCCAGUGAAGUCUGAGGCAAAGAACUCAUUGAGUACCGCAGACUUCUGCUGCAGCCAGUUAUCCUUUCCCAUUUAGCAAAGGAGUUACAUUCUCUGGCCUGUCUCUUCUGAUUUUUGUACCUAUGGGAAACCCAUCUUGUUUUUUUUAACAUCCCUCACCAAGCACACAAGUUCUGUGCCUUGGCAUUUCUAAUCCCGUCUCUGCAAGUCCAGACAUCAUCGCUGCAUUCUUCCCAGGUGAUACACCCUUGCUUCCACUGUCUGUCCUUGCCCUUCUUUUCCUUCAUUUUGACCAAAAGGCCUUGCCAAACCAUACCUGUUUCCUGCCUUCCCUGCCUGCUUUCUUAAUCUGAGAGAUGGAAAGCUCUUGCACUCUCAGAAAAGCGUCCUUAAAGGGAGCCAGCUUUGUUCCACUCCUUUGUCUCUAAGGACAUCUUCACAGAAGAUUUCAUUCAACAAUUCCUUAAACAACAUAAGAUUUGCCCUUACUGCAUUUAUAAUGAUAUGAGUAACACCAGUGGUGAAGCAUGCACAGACUAUUGCUAAGGAAUGUGCUGGACAGGGAUUAUAGUUCUGCUCAUCCAUUUCCUUCUUCCAGCAGUCAUCUCACUAAAAGUUACUGCAGCAGCUGGCAGAAACAUUUAGUCACAUGAUGGUGUUCUCAAAAUAUUUAGCUGGGUCUUCAAACCUGAUCAUUCAAAUGCAGUAAUUAUUUGAGUAUGAUAAAUGUAGAUGUACUUUUUUUUUUUUUUUUUUUUUUUUCCCUCAAAGAAUCUUAACAUUUUUCUAAGGACUAAUACAGAACCAGUUUCCAGUUUGCAUCUCCCAUAUUCAGACUCUUGUCCAGCCAUGAACAAUGCAGAUAAUUGAUGCAUCUUGAGGUGAAGAGCUUUUCUGUCAUUGUCACUUUGAUUGAACAAACAAGAUUCCUAAGUGCAGUAUAAGAAAGGACUCUCAGCUUUCAAAGAAAAGUGGAAAGAGGAUGUGAGAAUGGUGUGACAGAAAAGUUUUUUUCCUUUAAAAAAAAAAUCAGUGCAUUUUUUUUCCUUUUAUACUAUAGCAAUUUUCUUCAUUUUCAUCAUCAACAAGAAGCAGCUUUUUCUAAUGAAGAGAUGAAAACCAUUACCAACUUUAAGAAUUGAUUAACAGGAGAUAUUCAGGUGGAAAGUUAGGGAAGGAUAUGAAUGAGUUUCAGGAGGAAAAUUUAAUCACUGCUUCAGAAGAUACACCUGUGCAAUUAAAUGAACCAGUAGCUAAUCCCUCCUAGCUGGUAGAUGUCCCUUACAAAACACUCUGAAAGAAGCAUUUCUUUCCUUUCCUGUAUGCUGUGAUUAGAUGAAACAUUGCUGAAGUCACAGCUAUAUAGCAAUAUUGAUUAAUUUGAAAUUUGUUGUUAUACUGAUAUCACUUAAAAAAUAUGCCUCAGAUCUGAGAGUAGGAAGGUAGGAAAGGAAAUGUGGAAGAUACAAAGGAUUUGUGCAGGAAUUGAUCUGGUUAGAUACUUUUAGAGAGGCAGCAAACAAGUUGAGUGAGAAGAGCUGCUAACAAAAAUGUUGAAGAUGAGAGGGAAGAAAGACCUGAAUAUAUAAUGAAAACAACAGAAUAAAACAGAAAAUACAGCAGAGAAACAAAAUCAUCACAGGCAUAUUUUUUCCAAUAGAAUAGAAGGCAGUCAUAUUUCAGUCCUAAAAAAAGUGGAAUUAAUAUUUCUAUCAGUCCUUUGAAUUCAACUUAUUUAUAAAUAAACUUGGACUACGUGGUUUCCCUAGUUGCAUUAGCUUUUCAUCAUUCAAGCCUAUAUAUAGUGAAAAUACUUAAGUUCAUAAUGAAUGCAUUCAAGGAGAGCCAGCCACCAAGUUGCAACACUAAGAAAUUUGGAGAAAAUACUUCAGAGCUUUCCAUACAGUUGAGUUUGUCUAAUGAGAAAAUAAUUUGAGAAACUAUUGUCAUGAAUUUAAGCUAACCUACUGUUAGGAGUCCUUUAAAAACAGGUUACAGAAACCACUGUGCAUUGCUGCCUGUUCAACCACAUUGUUCUCAUCUUUUCCUCUGUGUCCUUGUAUCAGCAAGAUUAAAUAACACUGACAGUUAAAAAGCCUUGGUUUAACUUGCAUAGAUAUAUCUGGAGAUCCAUGCCAGAUUUGAGUUCAUUUAAGAUGCUGCUUGACAACCUGAUCCUUUGAACUCAAUCUGUACUUGGUCUUGCACCUCCACGUUGCCAUGGCUCCCAGAUAAAAUAAUGUAGCUAUUUUACCCUAAAGACACACUAACAGCUACAUAUUCCAAAGAGGUCUCCUCUUAAAUGUACCUUCUGGUAUACUAAUGCAGUUACUCCUUUCAUGCACAAGCAUGUACAUCAUUAAGUUUCCUUUAUAAGCCUUCAGAAUAUCCUUUGGAAAAAAAAAAAAAAAAAAAAGAAAGAAAAAAAAAGGAAAAAAUAUAACUUGAAUCUUUAAAACUCCAUUAAAAUUAUUGUUAUGAUCUCUACCCUAUUAACCUUUAUGAUCUCAUUUUCCACUGUUGCUGUUAAAUUGCUUCCUUUAAGUUGCCAGAACAGGUAACAUUGGCAAUAUGUUCUUUGUUUUACCUGCAGUAUCCAUGGGUAAAAGUGAUUCUAACAAGUCUUCGACAGUAAUUAUGAUCACCUAAGAAAAUGCUACACUCAUCCUUCUGUAAGAUGCAGGAGUGGUAAAGUGCUUAUCACUGUCAUACAGAAUGAAACGCUCUUUGGAAUAUCAUAAAAACGAUGACAGAAAUAAAUAUACAUAUCAUAUACUAGGAAUCUAGGUGCAUAAAUGGAUUUUUAUUGUAAGCAGUUUUUCUUCAAAGGAAAAGAAUUUAAAAUGUAUCAGAAAAUGAUUUCUUUAUGAAAGAUUUGAGAUGCAGGAGGUAUUUGAAAGCUUUGCAAUGUCAUGUGGUUAAGAGAAAGUCAUGAUUACUACUUAUAGAGUAAGCAUUUAAAAUUAUUUUGAAAAUGUUUACCACACUAGUUUAAAUUCAAACUGUGAUAUGUGGCCAUGGUGGCAAGCAUUUCUCAGCAAGCAUCAAGUUUUCAAAGAACUAUCUAUAGUGAAGCAAAGUGUUCAUACGAAUGUGGGCAGUUUAUGACUAAGGUACAAGGGAGUCAAGCUGACUUGGUGAAUUUUGUUUUCACUAUGAAACCUUUUGUUGUAUAAUUACAGGGGAGAAAAAAAUUCAAUCAGUCAUGUUGGAUUUGUUCUUAAUUUCAAAUUAAACUUGUUGUUUGUUUCUUUUUUUUCUUGGACUAUUCUUCUACCUUUUUCUUUCUUUUCUCCUCUUACCCCUCUUUUUUUUUUUUUUUUUUUUUUUUUUUUUUUUUUUUUUUUUUUUUUUUUGAGGGAGAGAGAGAGAGAGAGAGAGAAGGGGUGAGAAAAAAUUAUUUCCCUUUUUGACAUAAAUAUGAGUAUGUUCUAAUGAAAGUAUUUUUUCCCCCACUUCUUCCACUAAUAAAAAUGCAACAACAAUUUUUCUGGCUAGUAACUCACUGUUGCCUUUCCUCUGUUUUUUGAGAGAAGCUGUUAUGUUUUAUGUCCUGAAGGCAUUAAUGUAAGUAAAGAGGAAAGAGUUAUGUCAGGUGCCUACAAUCAGGAGUACAAAUCGAUGUAUCAGUUUAUAAGUAAAAGGAGAUCAUUUUCCAGAUACUAAAGUACUCCCAGCUAUCGGUGACUUAACUCUGAGAGCUAGAUACCAUAUGUUUUGCUAUCAGAUGAUACAUUUUGUUGUAAUGCAAUAUUGCUUAAAAAGACAUUUCUUAUCCAGUUUAGGUUUUUAUUCUCCAAGAAAUACAAAGCUUUAUCUCUGUUCUAGUAUAACAGGCAUUUUGGUUGUUUUUAUUACUGCUUAUGAGUGUUACCUGCCCUCUACACCUUACUUUUAGAAUCAUACUGUGAAUCCUACGCUCCUUUAAGGUCUUUCAAGAAAACAUUAAUUUAGUGUUCAAGAUGCAUUAUCGUUUCUUUUAAAGUUUCAGUAAGGCACUCUAUCUCUGUAACACAGUUAGGUCCAAUUCAGUUCAGUGUUAGAUAACAGAUUCUUGAAAAAGAUUACAGAAACAGAGCAAAACCAUAGAGCUAAGAAAUUAAUCUCUAUCAUAUGAAAUAUUUUUACCACAUAUGUAUCUUCGAAUUUAUAGAUGGGGUCAGUGGCCUCUCACAUAAAAGAUACAAGAUAGCAAACAGCUGUAUACUUCUUCCUGGAGGAUUCAUCAGAUACAAUACUGAUUACUGAUGACGAGAAAGAAGAGAAUGUGGGGUGAGGUUUUUUUUUCCUCUGUAGGAAACCAUAAUCUUUUGUUUAGAAUACUGAAACAGACCAAUUUCCUAAUUGAAUUGUAACUAUUCUGCAUUAUUAUGAUAUAUAAUAAACUUCUAAAAUCCAA